GCAACGCUCUACGUCACUGCAAAUGUUUUGUUUUAUUUAGCGGGUUUUUUGUACUAUCUGAAAACCGCCCCGCCAUGAAAAUCCUUUGCGAGGUCCAGGUGGUGAACCGCACCACCCAGGCGAACAGGACGCCGCGACCCGUGAAAUCCACCCUGGCCAUUGGCUACAAGCAGAGCGCCAGGGACUCGAAUGGGAACACCAAGAAGGAGCUGGAAAUGGUCCUCUUCAGCGGGCAAAACAAGACGGGCCACCGCUACAAGGUCAAGGACAACAUCCACGCCGUCCACACCAAGUUUGUGCUCGACGGCAAGGCCACCAUUGGCUUCCUACAGCCGGCGGAGAACCUGCUUAUCAAGUGCGAUCCCAUUCAGCUGAAGGGAUUCCUACAGACCCUUAAGCUGGGCAUGGACGGCAAGGACGCCAUCAAUCUGAGACUGAACAUCGCCUCCGCCACUGCCAUACCCCAGAAGGCGCAGCCCCAGGUGCGCAUGGUGGUGAGCAAGCGGAGCGAGUACCCCAUCAAGGGAUUUCCGCGCACGCUCAAGUCCCUGACCAUCAACAACAGCCAGCUGGUGAAGCUCAGCUUCGAGGUGUGCUCCCUGCGGAACCUCACAAAGCUGGAUGUCAGCGGCAACAAGCUGACCAAGAUUCCCUCGGAGUUGGGUCGUUUGGCCCUGACGUCCCUAAACCUGAGCAGCAACAGUCUGGGUGAACUCAACGACUGGUGCUGGCUACGGGGCACUAAGCUUAGACAGACUCUCGGCGAGCUGGACCUCUCGAGCAACGGACUGACUUACUUUCCCCCUCCGCUGGUAAAGUUUGAAAGCCUAGUUUCGUUGAACCUCAACCACAAUCAGAUUAGUCGUCUGCCCUUCGGCAUCCGUCGGCUGCAAGCACUGCGGAAACUGUACGUGUGCAGCAACAAACUAGAGUCCCUGCCGGCUGCCAUCGAGGAUCUGCAUGUAGACCUGUUGGAUGUGUGGGGUAAUUGCUUCAAGUCCUUCAAUGCAGAGGCCGACCAGCAGUUGUCUAGGCAAAAGGCGACCGCAAACUCACCACAUCCCUUGUGGCUACAGGCCGCCCGAGCCGUGGACAACUAUAAGCUUCCUUUGCCGGCGGGCUCCGUGCCCGCUAUACUCAUCGAACUGAUCUGUGAAGCACCCAAGUGCCUGUGCGGCAAGCUCUGCUACGCUCUUAACAAGGAGGAUAUUUUCCAGCGAGUCACAAUGCCAAAAUUCACCAACAUCAAGAACCUCACAUACAGCCGCGAACACCAGAUAUACGCGGAUGUUGUCCUUUGCAGCCCCAGUUGCAGUGUUUCGGUGCACCGGUGCAUCGGUAUUUUCAGCAUCAAGUUUCCUUGAUUAAUUGAUUAGGUCUAAGUCAUGUUAAGCCAACGUUUAAUUUAUAUUGUUUGCGUACUUUCAUUACUGGGUUACUUAAUCUUAUUUAAGUUUACUUAUUUAUAUAUAUUUGCAACAUGGUGAUGUUCUAUCAUACACAAUUAUGUUUUCAUUCCCCCAUAAAUUAUCUUGUUACACUUAAACUGCCAAUAAAAGCGAAUUUAAAAUAGUUAAGGUA
Molecule: messenger RNA, 1581 nt
Organism: Drosophila subpulchrella
Lineage: Eukaryota; Metazoa; Arthropoda; Insecta; Diptera; Drosophilidae
Gene: Lrr47
Product: leucine-rich repeat-containing protein 58
Exons: 2
Coding region: 75-1364 (429 amino acids)
Molecular function (GO): protein binding
Source: RefSeq, a predicted model, not a curated record